This is a messenger RNA of Tripterygium wilfordii, 2240 nucleotides long. RefSeq lists its product as uncharacterized. Bases 274 to 2193 code for a protein of 639 amino acids. NCBI's taxonomy places the organism in Eukaryota, Viridiplantae, Streptophyta, Magnoliopsida, Celastrales, Celastraceae. The transcript is spliced from 7 exons. The record is from RefSeq and is a predicted model, not a curated record. Gene Ontology annotation, biological process: lipid catabolic process.
UACCCUCCUCGUUCCUCACAUGCCCAGUUUAAUAAUUGGGUCAAGCGGUCCUUGUCAGUAAUUUAAUCCCGUCGUCGUCACCGUGUCUUCUAAUCUUCCUCGAUAUCGCUGCAUUCCCUUCUCUGCUAUGCUAUGCUGCGCAGACAUCAUAUUCUCUGCUUUAUCUUCCGACCUUCGAUCCUCUACGAGUUGUAACUUGUAAUUUGUCUUUCAACUCGAGAUCUUGAAUGCUGAUGAUUCUAUUCUGAUCCUUCGAUCUGGAGUGUUGAUUGGAUGGCGGCGGGGGCAAUGGCGACAGCCGCUGGGGCAGCUGUUAUUCUGUACUAUGUCUUGAGCAGGAGAUUGGGGGCGAACGGUGAGGGUGUUGAUGUGAGUGGAGAUUUGUCGAAAUCGAGUAGAUCGGGCAGGAGAAGGAUCGCUCGGAGACCGGCACAAGCUCCGGCGACCUGGUUCGAGACAUUAACUACGCUAUCGGAGACGCUUAGGUUUACGUAUAGUGAGACUUUAGGAAAAUGGCCUAUCGGUGAUUUGGCCUUCGGGAUCAAUUACCUCAUGAGGAGGCAGCAGGGUAACCUACAUGUUGCAAGUGUGUACGCCGGAGAGAAUUGUAUGCAGCUGAAAGGCCCUGAAAUCAUAGCUGAGUUGAAAAAUCUCUUGAGAUUAUUGACCCUUUCCAUGCUUUUCUCUAAGAAGCCGUUUCCAGUCUUUUUAGAGUCUGCUGGUUAUUCUCAAGAAGAUGUCCUUCUGCAGAAGCCCAAGGCAGGACUUCUGAAGCCCGCGUUAACAAUUAUACGAGAUAAGCAUACAAAAUGUUUCCUUCUGUUGAUUCGUGGUACUCAUAGCAUCAAAGAUACACUAACAGCGGCAACUGGUGCAGUGGUCCCUUUUCACCAUUUGGCUUUACAUGAUGGUGGGAUCAGCAAUUUAGUUUUGGGAUAUGCGCACUGUGGGAUGGUUGCUGCAGCUCGUUGGAUUGCAAAACUCAGCACUCCUUGCUUGCUCAAAGCUCUUAGUGAGUAUCCUGACUACGACAUUAAGAUUGUUGGCCAUUCACUUGGUGGUGGUACUGCUGCACUACUAACAUACAUUCUUCGAGAACAGAAAGAGUUCUCAUCUUGCUCCUGUGUGACAUUUGCACCAGCUGCCUGUAUGACGUGGGAAUUAGCUGAAUCUGGCAAGCAUUUCGUCACUACUGUCAUUAAUGGGUCUGAUCUGGUACCAACAUUCUCCACUGCUUCCAUAGAUGAUCUUCGCUUUGAGGUCACAGAAUCAUCCUGGUUAAAUGAUUUGCGAGAUCAGGUUGAACAUACGAGGGUCCUGAAUGUUGUUUAUCGCUCUGCAACUGCUUUGGGAUCUCGUUUACCUUCUAUAGCUAGUGCAAAAGCUAGGGUUGCAGGAGCAGGUGCUCUUUUGCGGCCUGUCUCCAGCGGCACUCAAGUUGUGAUGAGGCGCGCACAAAAUGUUGCUCAAGCUGUUGUCAAAACGCGACCAUUGCUGGUCUCGUGGUCUUGCAUGGGUGCUCGUCGUCGUACUGUGGGUCAGCAGUUAAACUCAAAAGUAGAAGAUUCGCCCGAUACUCCCAUUUUAUCUGAAAGGACUGAAGCUAUUGUAGCCGAAGUAGUAACAAAAGAGACUGUUCAAGCCAAAGUGGAAUAUGAUUGUUCAAAUUAUGGAUCAGGAAAUGAAGAUACAGAUGAAGAGGAGGCUCUAAUUUCCGUAGAUAGAGUCAGUUCCGAGUCCCCAAUGGAAGAUAUUACUGAAGGUGAACUGUGGUAUGAACUGGAGAAGGAGCUUCAGAGGCAUGAUGAUGAAGUUGACGUUCAAGCCAAGGAGGAAGAAGAAGCUGUGGCUAAAGAAAUUACUGAAGAAGAGGAGAAGGUCCUGGCAGAUACUUCAGAGAGCAGAACUCCAACCUCAUCGUCAGAUUCAGAAGGUCAGCGCUUUUAUCCCCCUGGCAAAAUCAUGCAUGUUGUUUCCAUGCCCGUUUCUGAUAGUGAAAAUUUAGAUGAUGAUGGUUCCACUGUGGAACGCAUUGCUAUAUAUCAGACUCCUAGAGAACUUUACAGUAAGAUUCGACUUUCAAAAACGAUGAUUAAGGAUCAUUAUAUGCCUAUGUAUAAGAAGAUGAUGGAAUUGUUAAUUGGGGAACUGGAAAAUGAUGUAGCCUUUGAUAAUGAAAUGAUACAAGAAUGAAUAGUAUAUGAUUGGUUAACGGUUUGAUAUAUGUGCUGAUUUAUGUA